Molecule: messenger RNA, 493 nt
Organism: Lytechinus variegatus (green sea urchin)
Lineage: Eukaryota; Metazoa; Echinodermata; Echinoidea; Temnopleuroida; Toxopneustidae
Exons: 2
Coding region: 155-463 (102 amino acids)
Source: RefSeq, a predicted model, not a curated record
GACGAAGAUGAUAUUUGAUGAAUAUGAAAUGGUGAUGAUAAUGAUGAACAGUAUUAUCGUUUUACUAGAUCUAAUUCAUUUUAAUUUACUUUGAUAAGUUAUUAAUUGAUAUAAAAUUAUGUUUUAAUUCUCAGGAAAUGCCCCGAGCUCCGAAAUGGAAUCAAGAAACAAUGAACAACGCACUCCGGAGAGUGAGGUUAGGAGAGCUCUCAAUAAAAAAGGCGGCCAAAGAAUAUCAGGUCCCAUACGGGACAUUACGGGACAAAGUAGCCGGAAGGACACCAGCAGAGGUUUUACGGUAUGGUCCUCGCCCAUUUCUCACAACGAACGAGGAAACAGAGAUAGUCAACUGGGCAGUAAAGAUGGGACGUGUUGGCUUCGGUCAGAAAAUGGAAGACAUCCAGAACGUUGUGAAGAGAAUGAUGGAAAAGGAGAAACGGACGAACCCUUUCGUGGCCAAUAGACCGGGCAGACGGUGGUGGACAAGUUUCCG